This is a messenger RNA of Sphaeroforma arctica JP610, 1630 nucleotides long. RefSeq lists its product as hypothetical. Bases 1 to 1044 code for a protein of 347 amino acids. Lineage: Eukaryota; Ichthyosporea; Ichthyophonida. The transcript is spliced from 2 exons. The record is from RefSeq and is a predicted model, not a curated record.
AUGUCCAUCCUCUCACCCAUCACCUCUAUUCCCAUAUUUACACACACUAUCACUUAUAACUAUAUCAUCAAACACGCCCACCUCUCAUCCGUCCUAACCCCACCCACCACGCUCCUUCCCAUCGCCGCGUGUGCGUCACAGGAGUUCCCCUGCAAUCCCCCAACAGGUUACAACACCACCACAUGCAACGCUCUCCCCUUCGCCACAACGGCACCCGACUGUCAGCCUGUACCUACCUCACCACCACCCACCACGUGCAUGAACGGGCAGCUGUCGGCCAUGGCGCUGCCGGUGAUCUUGCCUCAGUGUAACAUGGGAGAGAUAGAUAAUAUGUGUCUGCUGUGUACACUGUACCGUAACUACCAGAUUCCCCAGCCCUCGUGUUACCGUUUGUUGGACGGGUCACAGACCACGUGGGAAGACCCCACGGAUUUGGAGUACGCGUUCAUUGUGCUGUACACAGUGUUUGACUCAGCACUGUUCCUGGUGGCGGGGCUGUUUGCUGUGGUGGCGAUUCCGUUGGCGUUAAAACUGCCCAAUGAGAAGCACCAGCGCACCCAGUUCAUGCUCUUCACUCUGGCCAUCAUCUGGAACUGCGGGUCAUGGCUGGUGCAUUCUACAGUCCACGGGGUAGCGGAGAAGCCCAUGCCUGCGUGGAAGUGGCUGACCAUCACCAUUGUGUUCCAUUGGGGUACUAUGCUGGCCAGUGCCGUGAUUGUGUACUGCAUGUUUGAGAUCAUCACUCUCUCGUACGCGUACUCCAAGAGUGAAAUGCGCACCACCCAGCCGGGUGUCACCACACAGCCACAAGGCAUGGGCCAACCAGACGGUACGCAGACAUCGGGCGAAUGGGGAUCACGCGACAUGCCUCUAGACACAGCAGCUGCACUCUGGCACAGUGCAGAUGUGUUACGGGACGAAGGUGUGGGUGUACGUGAUAACGAAGGCGUGGGUGUGGGUGUGAAUGAAGCGAGGGUAGCGCACGUGGAGAUGGCGGAAAGGGCAUUACAUGUAGGGAGUGACACGCACGCGCAUGAGGUGUAGUGGGAAUAGUAAGUCACACCCCACACUCAAAGGUGGUGUAGUAUUAGAGUUUUUAGUUUGAAUUUAGAGUUUUUAGGUAAAUCAGUAGGUAGAGUACAAGCCUACCUACCUAUGAUUAAUAGGUAGAGUACCAGUCUACCUACCUAUGAUUCGUCGUCUUUGGCACGGGACGGUGCUGCUAUGCAAUGUUGCACAUAGCCACACAAACAAGGCUUAGGUUUUUUUAGGGUUUAAGGGAAAACCCAAAACCCAAAAAAACAAUGAGAUGGCAACUCCGCCCUGAGAUCCUAUAUGACUUGAUCCCGUUAGUGCGUUCGUGAAAACGUUAAACGUCACUAUGUGCGAAAAACGAGGAUAGUGGAACGGAUGAACUGGUGACUACACAGCCACUUGCUGUGCUGUGCACAACAUGUGCUGUAGGAGAGUACGUCUACGCUUAUCUGUCAGCGGAGCAUGACGUAUAUUUACUUACUCCCCUGAGAGAGUAUAUUUGCGUGAUCCAUCAGGCGAACAUAUAUACGUAAGCCAGCAGACGAACUUGUUUACGUAUUCCAUCAGACAUACAUGUUUACGUAAUCCAUCAGAC